AUGUCGAGUUCGUCAAGCACCAACAUCAGAACGUGCUAUUGUGGAGAUAGGGUUGGAAUGUGGACAUCAUGGACUCGAAAGAAUCCAGGUCGGAGGUUUUUUGGUUGCCCAAAUUACAUGGAUGAAGAAAAGGACUGUGGGUAUUUUCGUUGGAUUGACCCACCACUAUUGAAUAAGUGGUAUAAAGAAAGAAUGUAUGAGUUAGGAGCUGUUGCUAAUGGGGGUGUAGCUAUUCCUUUUAAUAACCCUGUUAAUGAAGGUGACAUACCUGUUGAUGGCCCUAUUGCCCUUGUGAAUGUUGAUGUCCCUAUUGCCCCUGCGAAUGCUCUUGAACCUGAUAAUCAAAUUGCAAUGUGUGACAAUACACAUGUUUUUAGUAAUGAAUUUGGAUUCUGCAAGUGGAUGAUGGUUUGUUUUGUUUGUUUCAUUGUAGGGAUGAUGUAUGGUUAG
Messenger RNA from Lactuca saligna, 450 nucleotides. The record is from the annotation of a GenBank genome assembly. Lineage: Eukaryota; Viridiplantae; Streptophyta; Magnoliopsida; Asterales; Asteraceae.